AUGGAUAACUCCGAACUCGUUGCACAGUUUUGUGCAGUUACACAGGCAGAUACAAGCACAGCCGAGCAGUAUCUCCAAGUCGCCGACGACAACCUCGAACAAGCCAUUACCUUGUUUUUAGAGGGCGGAGGAGUUUCUUUAGACAGUCAAAUUAGGGCUGCUAACCAAUCGAGUCAUAGUGCCGAGGAUAGCUCAUCUAAUGCUGAUAAUCACUCGGGUGGCAACACUUUGGAAGAUGAUGAGGCUCUUGUGCGGAGACUACAGGAGGAAGAGUAUCAAAAUCAUGAAAGCGUCAGAGAAAGAAUACAACCAGUUACUGAGACUUUGGUUGAACCCGAAUUUACUAAUUAUCAUCAUCGGCCAUUGGGUGUCUUUAACCAGCAAAUCCCAUCACAGAGACCAAUUAGUGCGUUCGACGAUAAUGAUAUGGACGAAGAGGAAGAUGAAAAUUCAGCCAAUGAAGAUGACCAUGCUACAUUCUCUUUAGAAGAUACAACAGGUAUAAGCAAUAUGACGACUGCCCAAUCUCGCUUGGCAACCAUUUUCCGACCUCCCUUUGACCUUAUCAAAAAUUUGGACCUUGACCAGGCAAAGGAAUAUGCUGAGAGCAAACAAAAGUGGCUGCUUGUUAAUAUUCAAAAUGUUGCCGAGUUUCAAUGCCAGGUUCUCAAUCGUGAUCUUUGGACAAAUCCUGGAGUUAAGACAGUUAUUAAAGAGAAUUUUGUUUUCGUUCAGUAUAAUCACGACUCUGUAGAAGGCAUGGAUUACAGACAAUACUACCCCUUUUCUUCCUUUCCUCAUGUCUCUGUUCUGGAUCCACGGACUGGUGAGCAGAUUAGAACGUGGGAUGUGAUUCCCAACGCAAACACAUUUACUGAGGAUCUUCUUGAGAUUCUUGCAAACUUUAGUCUUGACCCUACACACAAGAAUCCACCAUCUAAAAUUUCAAAGCGCAAGGUUGAUGUCAACCAUAUGACAGAAGAAGAUCAGAUACGUUAUGCAAUGAGAGCGUCGCUUGGGAAAAAUGGCGAUGAAACUUCUGGAGACGAAGAUGACGACAUGAUGAUGUAUGAAGGAGAUGACAAUUUUGAAGACCAAUUUGACGAUGAUGAUGACGAUUUUUAUGCUGUUGAGCGUUCUGAGGGUGAAGAAGAAGACGAGGAUGAUGACGAUUUAGAGAUUAUUGAUUCGAAACCAUCGAAACCAUCGAAACCAUCGAAACCAUCGAAACCAUCAAAACCAGAACAUUCGGAAAAAGCUCUAGAAUCAAGCUCUAUAGAAGAAGCCCCUAAGACACCUCCUCAGACUGAGGAGUCUCAUCCAUUGACUCAAGAAGAAAUUUUUGCAACAAUUCUUCCUGAAGACAUUCCUGAACCUGCACCUGGGAAAGACACCACACGGAUUCAGUUCCGUUUAGGAGAUGGACGACGAAUUAUUAGACGAUUUAGAAACACAGACACAGUGCGGGAUAUUUUUGCGCUGGUGAAACAUUUAGUGGAAGAUGCGCGCUACGAAUACUUUUCCUUGACAAGCGAGCGCAAAAAACUGAUUGAUAUGCUUGACAAGACUAUUGAAGAAGCUGGCCUUAAAAAUAGUACCAUUCUGGUAGAGAUUCUUGAAGAUUAG
Messenger RNA from Magnusiomyces paraingens, 1626 nucleotides. RefSeq lists its product as uncharacterized. Gene Ontology annotation, biological process: proteasome-mediated ubiquitin-dependent protein catabolic process. NCBI's taxonomy places the organism in Eukaryota, Fungi, Ascomycota, Dipodascomycetes, Dipodascales, Dipodascaceae. The transcript is spliced from 3 exons. The record is from RefSeq and is a predicted model, not a curated record. Bases 1 to 1626 code for a protein of 541 amino acids. Gene Ontology annotation, cellular component: nucleus. Gene Ontology annotation, molecular function: ubiquitin binding.